AGUCGUGAUUUGGCUCUCACCGAGUUGUGAACCAUAGAUACAUUAGAAAAAGACGCGUAUUGAAACAAAGUAUAAACUGAAAAAGGAACGGGAAAUAUAUUGAGUUUUAUUAUUUUUUAACAAACAAAUAUAUCAAACCUUGGCUUAUAUACCUACUUGUUUUUUUGAUAAAAGAAGAUACCUACAAGGAUUACCACCAGUUCAAAACUAUUUAACAACGUGUUAAGAUUACUCGAAGAAUCACUCGACUAAGAAACCUCAAGAAACACGAACGUGUCUUACAAAAUUCGGAAGAACACUUUUUUCAAGUGGAUAUUUUUAUUUAUUAUUUUUUAAACAUUGAACAAAUUGUGCAACGAAAAUACCUCAACUUAAUCAACUACCUCACACCCAUUGAACUUAAAAAAACAAAUAUUUAACGCGUAAUAAACUAUACCUAACUCCUCAAGUGUUACAUUUUAGUGCAAAUUGAAUUUAAAAUAAACAUUACAAUAAUCUACCUCCAUUCAAGUACAAAAAAUAAAACAUUAUUUUUCUAUAAAACAUUAAGAAUAAAGUGAUGACAAAAAAGAGUUGCUACUGGGAUUAAACAUUGAACUCUACUUCUUUACUUCGGUGUUGUGAAAAAAAAACAAAGUUUUUCGAAUCAAAAUAAACGGAAUUAAUAUUCCAAUACAAAACAAAGACUUAUUAAAAAUCAACACAUCGAUUAUGGCCUUGUCACUUCUACAGGACGCGCAAACAAGAGGAUUAGCCGCCGCCCUAGCAGGAAUAAAACGUGAAGAAGUUGAUAGUCUAUCUAUGUCACCGCCAAUGUCUGGAAAUAAUACAUCAGCCAUGUAUCAUCAAAGUGGACAAGCUAUGCACGCUGCAGCAGCAUCAGCAUUCGGAAUGCUUUCACCACAAUUACUGGCAGCAAACCGAUCAGCAGCGGCAGCAUUCAUGGCAGCACAAUUGCCAAUGUCAACAUUAGCUUCGACGCUGUUUCCACACCAUCCAGCGUUAUUUGGAGCAUGGCCACCAGCAUCGUCAGCGAAUCUGCCAUUAGGACCACACUCGCCACCAGCCAGUCCAAUUUCACCGCCAAUGAUGCAAAAAUCAUCGAAUUCUGUUGCACAUCUAAUGCAGUCACCAACAAGCACGGGCGGAAAUGUAGAAGCUUCACAAAAGAAAUCGAGGAAGAUCUCAGUGAAAAAGGAAUUUCAAUCUCCACCUGGAUCCAUGGAUAUCGGUGUCAGUUCAGACAUGUACCAUACACCAAAUGGUCCAAUCUCACCGCCGUCAAGUGGCUCAUCACCAAAUUCAACAAACGACGGUCCUGUUGGCAGCAAAGAUCCUUCGCGUGAUAAGAGCUUCACCUGCAAGAUUUGCAGUCGAUCUUUUGGCUAUAAGCAUGUUCUUCAAAACCACGAACGCACCCACACCGGCGAGAAACCAUUCGAAUGUCCUGAGUGCCAUAAACGUUUCACCAGAGAUCAUCAUCUAAAAACACACAUGCGUUUACAUACUGGAGAAAAGCCCUACCACUGCAGUCAUUGCGAUCGACAAUUUGUACAAGUAGCCAACUUGAGGCGCCACCUUAGGGUGCAUACUGGAGAACGACCCUACAAUUGUGACAUUUGCGAUGGACGCUUUAGUGAUUCAAACCAACUCAAGUCUCACAUGCUCAUACAUAACGGAGAGAAACCUUUCGAAUGUGACCGCUGCCACAUGAAGUUCCGUCGGCGACACCAUCUCAUGCAUCAUAAGUGCGGUAUCCAAUCGCCUCCUACACCAGCCAUUAGUCCAGCAAUGUCAGCAGAUUAUCCACUUUGUGAUCAAAAAUCGGCUGUCAGUUCGUUUGGAGGCUCAGAUGAAUCAAUGUCUGCAACAGCAUCAGCACAAGCCGCGUAUGAGACACCUUUGGAUCUCUCCGAAGAUGGAGCUAUGUCAGCUAAUGGCAGUGUGGAUGGUGACAAACGUUGCCGAAAGCCCCAUGACAUCCGUCGGGUCUUUCGUCUUCCACCUCAAAUUGUCCACAUUCCCACAGAUGUCCCAGUACAAACGGAACCUGAAGACCUUAGUAUGCGGUCGCCUCGAUCCCAACGGGAAUCAGCAUCACCAAUGUCCUUCCAUCACGAUGAGGACCUUGACGAUUUGGAUGAUGCUGCCACACUCUACAUGCGUCAGCAACAAAAAAUGUUGGAAGAGCAAAUGAAUGACCUCAAACACAACGUUCGAAUUGAAUAAGUUAAUGGCUGUAUAAAAUUGUAAAUAAGUUCAAAGUAACCCAAAACCAAAAUCUAAAAGAAAGUUUCGAAAAACAGGAAUUAAUCUAAGUACAACCCUUAAAAUCACAUAAUUUUUUAUAUAUAAAAGUAAACUAUUUAUGCAUUUAAAAUAUGUACAAAAUAUUUUGUAAGUUACAACGGUAAAGUCAAAGAGUACCCUUAACUUAAAACGAAAGAAAUACUUGUGCCAUUUUAUUUUGUAUUGUUAUUUAUAUUUUCAUUAUUUUUUUUUUUUUAAUUUUAUUAUAUUUAUCAAUAAGAUCGGAAAUCGGAAGACAAUUGUACAUAAAAUUUUAAACAAAAUUGUAAAUUUUUAGGAAAAAUAUUAAUUUCCAAAUUCGAAAAAUUGAACAUAUGAAUUUAUUUUUUUUUUAGUUUUAAUUAAUUGUAAACAAAUUAAUUUUUAAGAAGAAAAUUUUCUUAAAGAAAGUGAGACAAACAAUCAAAAUUAACUAUAAGUUGGUUAUUUAAUUAAUUAUUUUUUUUUUCAUUAAAAAAUUGUUUAAUGCUUAAAAAUAAUAACAUUGUUCAUAAAAAAUCAAAAAUUAACUGUUUUGUUUUUAGUUAUUUUUUUUUUAUAAAGAUAUGGAUUUAUAGUUUCAUGCAAACCUUUAAGAAUAAAAAAGAGUUUACCUAAAAUGUUUUUGUUUCUGUUUUAUUUUUGUUUUUAUUUUCUUUGUUUGUAUCAUAUAUUUUUUAUGGCACAAGCUUCAAGUUAUCCUACUUUUCCUUUUUCUAAACAUGACAAAUCCAGGAAUACCAAAAAUACCUCCAACGAUAAGUAAUUCACUUCAUAAGAACUACUAUAUAGAUACUUACAUAUAUAUAAAGUCAUAUUUAUAUACAAAAAAAAAAAUUAAUAUAAAUUUAAAAUGUAUACAUAACUUAUAUUAAAUAAAUAAAUAUAUAAAUAUUUUAGUUGGACAAAGUUUCAUAGAUAUAUUUGAUUUUUUGGUUUUAUCCUUUUUUACGGUUUGUAACGAUAAAUCCUUUCGUUUGCAAUCAUUCAAAGUAUGGUAUACA
Messenger RNA from Episyrphus balteatus (marmalade hoverfly), 3293 nucleotides. Its product is annotated as protein krueppel. Gene Ontology annotation, molecular function: RNA polymerase II cis-regulatory region sequence-specific DNA binding; DNA-binding transcription factor activity. Gene Ontology annotation, biological process: regulation of transcription by RNA polymerase II. The coding region runs from base 712 to 2229 and encodes 505 amino acids. The record is from RefSeq and is a predicted model, not a curated record. NCBI's taxonomy places the organism in Eukaryota, Metazoa, Arthropoda, Insecta, Diptera, Syrphidae. The transcript has 2 exons.